AUGCGGACUCGGACCGUCUUGCUGGUACUCUUUGCUGUGGGAGGGGUGAUAGCUCUUGGCCUGUGCAAACCCUUGAGAAAAUCCCUGAGAAAAAGGGACUUGGAUGGAAACCAGGAAAGCGGAGGCACAACUGGCGAAGUCGUUGCUAAGGCUGUAACGGAGGAUGACACGGACUCAACUGGGACGUCCCAGGAGGGGUCAGGUGUUGCAGACGAUGGGUCAGGUGACAUGUCUGAGGGAAGUGGGACAGAAGCGGCGGAAGGAUCAGGAGAACACGGACCAGAAGGAUCAGGAGAACUCCAGGAAGGGUCAGGAGACGCCCCAGAAGGGUCGGGAGAAGUCUUAGAAGGGUCGGGAGUUGAUCCUGAAGGCUCGGGGGAAGAAUUUGAAGGAAGUGGGGCGGAGAUACGUGAUGGAAAAGAUACACAGGUAUCUAAGAAAGAGGAGCCAGGGAUUCCUGAAGAUGAGGAUGGUACAGAACCAGAUGGCAAAGAUGGCGUGAAGCCUGGGGAUGAAGAUGACCUGACGCCCGAGGGUGGUGAAGGCAUAACCACUGAUACGCCCGAGGCUGAAGACGGUGUGAAGACCGAGGGUGAAGUAGGCCCAACAGCCAAGACGCCCGAGGGUGAAGAAGGCCCAAUCACCGAGACAUUCGAGGGCGAAAAAGGUGUGACGCCCGAGGGUGAAGACGGACCAGCGCCCGAGGGUGAAGACGGACCGAUGCCCGAGGGUGAAGACGGACCGACGCCCGAUGGUGAAGACGGACCGUCGCCCGAGGGUGAAGACGGACCGAUGCCCGAGGGCGAAGACAGACCGACGCCCGAGGGUGGAGACGGACCAACGCCUGAUGGUGAAGGCGGUGUGACACCCGAGGGUGAAGAUGAUGUGACGCCUGAUGGUGAAGGCGGACUGACGCCUGGUGAUGACGUCACGACAGAGGAUACAGAGCUUCCAACAGCAGGUGGUGCUGAAGACGCGAGCCCUGACAAUAAGGAUGGCACAGCGCCUCAAGAUAGAGACGGUUCUGCGCCUGGCGAAGCCGUUCCAACGCCAGUGAGCGCAGACAUUAGAGCACCCGUUGAGAGUGAAGACGACACAGCGACGGACGAUGGAGACAGUCCGAUGCCUACCGAUAUCAGUGAUGUAGAGCAGGACGUAAAAGCUGACAAAGAGACAAAUGGACAAGACACUGAUGGUAUAGUAAGUCCCACGCCCACGAUUCAACCUGAAACUGAAGACGAGGAGAUCAAAGAAGAUAAAGACGACAAGACUAAGACGGAAGGCGAGAAGACUCCCGAGGCCGAAGGAACAUCAGAAGUCCAUGAAGGCUCCGGGGUCGAGCCCGAGGGAUCAGCCGAAGGGAUUGAAGGAAGUGGAACGGAGACAGGUGAGGAGGAGGGGUCUGGAGUAGAGAUGGAAGGGAGUGGUAUAGAACACCACGAGGGUUCUGGCCUCGAGAAGGAAGGAUCCGGAGAAGAACUGGAAGGAAGUGGGGUUCAAACACCUGAUGAAAAAGACGCAAAGGUAUCUGAAACAGACGUGAUGGCUCCAAAGGAAGACAAAGGUGAUGACACCGGGGUAACGCCCAAGCCUGGAGAUGGUCUACUGCCAGAGGAGGAAGACGAACUAAGUAUGUCCUCUCCCGAAGACGGCGAGGUGCCUAGAGCCGAGGAUAUAAAAACGCAAGAAGAUGGAGAUGAUUCUACUGCACAGCCAAUCGUUGAAACGACGUCUCAGCCUGACGAUGUAAGACAUGAAGACCAAGAUAGCGUGCCAAGUGAAGAACAAGACGCUAAGACGACCGAAGGUAAAGAAGACACGUUUCCGGAAGCUGAAGCUAUAAAACAGCCGGAGGAUGGAGAUGGACCCACGCCAGAUACCUCCGAAGAUGUGACUUAUCAGCCAGAAGACGUAAAGCCCGAGGGAGUAGAUGGCGUGACUGAUGUAGGGCAAGACGUCGAGACGCCUGAAGGCGAACUAGAUGGGAUGCCGAAAGCUGAUGGCAUGGCGGAAUCCGAGGGCGAAGAUGGUCCUACACCAGAGACAAUCGCAGAUACAACGGAUGGGCCGGAAGACUCACAAACCGUGGGAGAAGACGCAGAGACGCCUGAUGAGGUCGAAUUUCCAACACCUGAGACCAAAGAUAGUGCGAAGCCUAAGGACAAGGACGACGUAAAAGCUGAGGAUGGGGAGGAUGGACCAACGGCAACGGAUAGAGAUGGGCCCAUGCCUGAUGGGGUGACGUCUGAUGAUGCAGAAAGCCCAACGUCUCAGCCUGAGGAUGAUGUCAGGCCCGACGCAGAGGACGGCCCAACUGUAGAAAGCACAGACGCAGCUACAAAAGGUGAAGAUGGCGAGCCGUCCGAAAGUAAAGACAUCCCUACGCCAACUACUGACGAUGAUACAAAGCCAGAAGACGGUACGACCACGGGAGAAAAGGACGACACGAUGAUCCAAGAACAAGAUGAGAAGACGCCCGAGGGAAAAGAACCUGCAGCAAUCCAUGAAGGAUCAGGCGUUGAGGAGGAGGGGUCAGCUGAAGGGAUUGAAGGGAGUGGAAAAGAGACGGGCGAGGAGGAAGGAUCUGGACUGGAAGGUAGCGGUGUAGAAGGAUCAGGGGAACACCCCGAGGGCUCGGGUGUCGAGGAGGAAGCAUCGGGAGCAGAACUAGAAGGGAGUGGCGUAGAAACCGCCAUUGGGAAGGACCUAAAGGAACCUGUGGUCACAAAAGUUCCAACGCCGGAGCCUGAAGACGUCGUGAUGCCAGAAGGAGAAGAAGGGCCAACCACAGACGCUACUACAGAAAAGGAAGAAGGCGACCCAACGACUUCGUCUGAAGCCGGCAAGGCACCCGACAGUUCAGACGCUACCGCAGCAGAGGAAGAAGACAGGCCGACGGUGACGACUGAAGACGGCGAGGUGCCCGACACUACAGAUGCCUCUACGGCGGAGGGAGAAAAUGGAGAACUGCUUGAAGAGGAUGAACUCCCAACUCCCGAGAGUAAAGACGGCGCAAAGCCCGACAGUACAGAUGACCAGACAACCAAAGAUAAAGACGAGAAAACGCAUGAAGAUGAAGAGGUCCCAACACCAAAAGGUGAAGCUGGAGAUGGAGACAGCGCUACUACAGACGACGGGGAGACGCCAACCGAUCAAGCUGGUCCAACUCCGGAAAGUGAAGACGAUGUUACAACGGAAGACAAAGGCGAGGAAACACCUGUGGACGAGGAAGGACCUACCGCCGAGGAUGCUACAGGACCUGACGAUAAAGACGGCACCACACCAGACGAACCUUACCCCAUAACACCCAAGCCGAAGGAUGCUAAAACAUUGAGAGAGGGAACAGGGCCUACAGAAGCCCCUGAAGGCUCGGGACUCAUAGAGGAGGGUUCUGGAAUAGACCAUGAUGGCUCGGGGGAAAAGGAUGAAGGAUCGGGAAUAGACCAUGAAGGAUCGGGGGAAAAGGGUGAAGGAUCCGGAGUAGACCAUGAAGGCUCUGGUGUUGAAGGGUCUGGGCAAGUCCAUGAAAGUUCGGAUGCCAAGGGAAAAGUUCCAGAACAAGAACGGGAUAGAACUGGAGAAGAAUCCGAAGACGAAAAGGACGGAACGAUACCCGAGAAGGAGGACGGAUUCUCCUUUGAAGAGGAAGGCCCCACAGGCCUCACUGGUGAUGUCGACACAACGCCCCAGUCAGAAGAUGGUGAGGAAGACCAAGAUACGUAUCCAGAGGCGGUUAGAACUGUUGAAGGGGAAACUGAGGAAGACGAAGGUCCAAUUGCCGAACCUGAACUUGGUACUGACAAAGACGACGAGGCAACUGAAGAUGGAGACGGUGUAACGCCUGCAGAAGAAGACGGUGUAACGCCUGCAGGUGAAGACGGUGUACAGCCUGCGGGUGAAGACGGUGUAACGCCUUCAGGUGAAGACGGUGUACAGCCUGCAGGUGAAGACGCUGUAACGCCAUUGAGUAAAGUCAGUGCCGCAACAGAUAGGGAUGACGACGUUACAUUGGACGAGUUUCCGACUCAGGAAAGUAUCGAUUCUGCCAAGCUAGACGGCACAGAUGUUUCAGACACACCGACAGGAGAAGAAGGCGUGAUUCCUGCUGAUACAGAAGGUCCCACGGCUCAGGUUGAAAACAUUAUUGCUCCGGAUAGGGAAGAUGCCACCAAAGAAGACGGCAAAGACGACACAGCACCGCGAGAAGAAGACAGUGGGAGACCUUCCACCCCUGUUAGUGAAGAUGGUACCAAGCCUGAAGGAAGAGACGGGGAGACAGCUGAGGGUGAGGUCGGCCCCACACCCAUUUCAGAGCCAGGCGAUGAAGAUGGAGACACAGAAGGAAAAGACGACACAACAUCCAAGGACAAGACUCCUGAGAAGGAAGGACCUCAGGAACUUCACGAGGGCUCCGGUGCCGAGCCUGAGGGAUCAGCGGAAGGGAUCGAAGGAAGUGGAACAGAAGCAGACAAAGAGGAAGGGUCUGGAGCAGAGUUGGAAGGAAGCGGUGAAGAAGGAUCUGGUGUAGAUCACGAGGGGUCGGGUGUCGAAGAGGAAGCUUCUGGAGCAGAACUGGAAGGGAGCGGGGCAGAAACUGCUGAGGGAAAGGACGUUAAGGUGUCUGAGACUGACGGCGUGUCUCCGAAAGAAGAAGGUGUGACUACCGGCGAUGACGUCAGCGCGACAGCCGACCCUGCAGCCUUGGUGCAGCCUGGUGACGACGACGGCGUGACGGGAGAAGGGGAAGAUAGAGUGGCGGCCGAGGAGGAAGAUGGUCCAACGCCAGAGAGCCAAGGUGUCACAGGAGACGGUUUGACAGGAGAAGAACUGGAUCCAUCGCCCGGGGAGGGCGAGUUUCCAACGCCAGCGAGUGUAGUUGAUACGAGACCUAAACCUGAAGACGGCGAAACAACUGCAGGGGAAGCCAAACCAACACCUGCAACUGACGAUGGUAGCGCGCCUGAAGAUAAGGACGGUCCAACACCACAAACUAAAGACAGUGAAGAGCCAGAAGACGAAAAGGGUGUGACAACUGAAGAUGGAAAAACUCUGACGCCCGAUGGUACAGCUGAUGCUGGACUUAAGACCAAAGACGGUGACGAAACAGUUGGAGAAGACGGACGUACAGCUGUCGACGAAGAUGGUGCUACGUCGGAGGAUGAACCCACGCCGGAAAGUGACGACGGCGACAUGCCUGAGGAUACAGAGGAAGGAACAACUGAAGAUGGCGACGAUCCGUCUCAAGCAAAAGAUGACAUCCCAACGCCCGAGAGUGAAGGAGAAAGAACUGGAGAAGACGGACCUGCGACUACAGACGAGGACGGACCGACACCGGAAAGUGCAGAAGGCAUAAAACCUGACGGUGUAACAACCGGAGAUGAAGACGGUCCCUCACCUGAGCAGGACGAGAAGGAAUUCCCAACAUGA
Molecule: messenger RNA, 5427 nt
Organism: Branchiostoma belcheri (Belcher's lancelet)
Lineage: Eukaryota; Metazoa; Chordata; Leptocardii; Amphioxiformes; Branchiostomatidae
Product: mesocentin-like
Exons: 3
Coding region: 1-5427 (1808 amino acids)
Source: RefSeq, a predicted model, not a curated record